Messenger RNA from Corvus hawaiiensis (hawaiian crow), 3705 nucleotides. It is a transcript of the gene NATD1, whose product is annotated as N-acetyltransferase domain containing 1. The coding region runs from base 144 to 476 and encodes 110 amino acids. Lineage: Eukaryota; Metazoa; Chordata; Aves; Passeriformes; Corvidae. The record is from RefSeq and is a predicted model, not a curated record. The transcript is spliced from 3 exons.
GGGGCUUCCUGCGGCCGGGGCCGCGCCGGGGCCCGACCGCGCCUCCGCUCCGGCACCGACACCGACACCGACACCGACACCGACACCGACACCGACACCGGCACCGGCACCGACACCGACACCGACCCCGACCCCGACCCGCCAUGGCGCACUCGGCGCCGCUCGGCCUCCUGGAGCAGGGCUGCCCCAUCCAGGUGGAGCACGAUCGGAAGCGGCGGCAGUUCACCGUGCGGCUCAACGGUUGCCAUGACAAGGCCGUGCUGCUCUACGAGUAUGUGGGGAAGCGGAUCGUGGACUUGCAGCACACGGAGGUGCCGGACGCCUAUCGAGGGAGAGGAAUCGCCAAGCACCUGGCAAAGGCAGCCCUGGACUUCGUGGUGGAGGAGGACCUGAAGGCCCACCUGACGUGCUGGUACAUUCAGAAAUACGUCAAGGAGAACCCGCUGCCGCAGUACCUGGAACACUUGCAGCCUUAAGGCAGGACUGCUCCCACACCAGCACACCUGUCCCUGACUGUUCAACGCGGCCUUCGCUUCUCUGCAGUCUCAGGAAACCCCUUCCCACACUUGCAAUUCCCAUUUUUUUAAGCCUGUCCAUGUGGUGCGUGAGUGUGGGCAGGACCUCGUCCUCUCUGCCCACGUGCGAGCAUGGCUACAGCCCCUGGGCCAGGCUGGCUCUGGGCACACAUGGUGCCCCCCAGUGCUCUUCCCAAGCCAGGGCAUAGAAGAGGGUGAUUUUUCCGCCAAACUCCAUCACAAGGCCAGGGGAUGACUUGUUCUGCACCUCAUCCCCUCACCUCCGCUUGGCGACAGCUGUGAACUUGCUGGGGAUGUUGGUUAGGGGUGCCCGUGGGGUACCAGCCCCCCUUUCCUCCUGGCAGCUGGGGAGAUGCUGUGGAUUAAGCUUUGUGGGACAGAGGGAGGUGCUGGAGGAGCCCCAGCCCUGUGUCAGGUUCAUCCCCUGCUGCAUCUGUUGGGCACCAAACUCUGUCCAAGCCCACAUGCAAUUCAUACAAGAACAUGUGGACCAUGGUGGCACCUCAGGGGCUUUGCUGCACUGACUGUGGAGACACUGGGAUGGUGACACCUUUGAGCCUAGGGACAAGAGCCGUGUGAGGAGCGAACUUGGACUGCAGAGGCUGUGGCAGAGUCUGUGCAGAGGAAGAGAUGUGGCUGAGCUGCAGAUGCUGCUCUCUGGAGAUGCCAGCGCCUGCCCAGCUUCUGUACACAGCCCUGAAGUGGCAUCCCACAGGGUCAUGGACUGUUAUCCCUGUCUCCCUGCCCUUGGUGUGGACACAGCUUGCUCAGGAGAAGAGACCAGCCCCACACCCAGCCCUGGCCUAAGCAGUGAGGGGACAUCCCACGGCACCAGGGUGGUUUCCUGCACCUGAAGAGGAAGGCUCCCCCCUAUCUCCCUCUUCUCCAUCUCUGCAUCCUUGUCAGUGACCCAGAUCAGCCCCAUCACCACAUCCCAAGAGCAGCAGGGUAAGGGAGCAACAGGGUAAGGCCUCCAGGACCUGCUCCUGGCCCAUCUCCAGGGUUCAGUGUUAGAGGCACCUGUGUCCAUGUGGAUUCGAACGGCUUCUCCUUACAGCCUUUGGAAAGAAGCCCUGGCUCACAGCAUUACCUGUCUGCUCAGUGGCCUCCUCACAGCUCCAAGCUCAGGGCACUGGCAGCAUCGUAGGGACCUUGGCCAGCAGCAGAAACACCCUCAUUUCAUGCUCUUACCUCCAUGGAUGAUGAUUCUGUAGCACAACCCAGGAUUGCCACACUCACAUGUAGAGGUAACACCAUGAUGGUGUUACUGCCUGGUUCCAGCUUGCUGCCUGUCCUGCCUUGCCUGGGUUUUCCAGGGCCUGAGCUACACCCCGGCAUCUCACACUGAGCUCUCAGGACUUUGUAGUGUCCCAGGGCAGGGCUGUGGUGAGGGAGAUGAUGCUUUCAACACCCCCAGCCCUGAGCAGCUGCUGAGGGCUGCAGUCAGGCAGGAAAUGGAGAGUCUCUUACCUGGAGGCCAAAUCCAGACCUUGCUUAGCUCAGCAGGGACUAAAGUUUACAAUCUGUGCCACGGAGUGACAGAAGCCCCAGCUGAAAGGCAGCUCAGCCCUCUCCCAGAAGUCCAUGGCAGAAAAGGCAAAAACUCCUACAAUCUUCUCUCCUGGUUGGGAUGGCCAGAGAUGGAGACCCUGUGCCAGGAUUUCAGCCUGAGCUGUCCAUGGCCACCGGCUCGAGAUGAACCCUUGCUGCCUGCCCGUCCUUUUGGGCCCAUCACCAGCGUAAUGCAGCCCUCUCAGGCUUCCAAACUCCAUCCCUGCCCUGCACACUGCAGGCUGUGAGACCCCUGCCUGUGCCCACCACCUGUGCCAGGGGGCAGAGCCACCUCUGCCUUGGGCUGCUCAGGAAAGGCCUCGAGCUCAGCCCUGCUUCUGCUUCAUUUCUGCCCUCUUGCUGCUUAUUUCACCCAGGCUGUGACCUUUAGGGUGGCUUUGAGGGCCUGGGAAAGGGUUGCAGGUAACAAACUGAAGGGGCUCAAGAAGAAAUGUGGGCUGCUAAAUGUUCUUCUUUAACAUGCAAAACACACUUCAACAUAUAGUUACAGGAGCAAGGCUGGCUCUGGUACUGCUGUGAUGACCAAACCAUCCCUGCUCUUGAUUCCAAGGUGAAUGCUGAACCGUUUUCUCCCCUGGAAGCCACGAUCACACACUUGUGUCUUUGCCACAGCAGGGCUAGGUGCUUGGGAGUGACGUUUGAGCCCAGUGCUGCGAGCCUCUCUCCUGGUUUUGUGCUCAUUUCCACUGUGUGCAGUCUCUAGAAGCUCCCUGUUGUGUCAGCUCGCUGGAGGGAGUGCUGUGCUUACUGUCUGGGCAGCAUCCCAGCGUCCACGCCUGGCUCUGGAGCCCCUCGUGCUGCUCUGGCAGGAACCUCGUGCUUCCCGGCGCUGGAUCACCCGUGGCAAUCGCUGCCUUAAAUCAGGCACAGCACACGGUUUUGCUGCUGCUUCCCUUCGAGGUGCUACAACCCCCCCAGCGUCUGACCUGACAGAGACGUGUGCCAGUGUAUGUGCCAACCGUUUCUCCGCUGUAUCCAUGCUCUGUCCCAGCCUGCCCUCCUCCUCGAUGCCAGUGAAUAGCAAUACCCACAGGUCACCAGCGAUGCUGCAGUCCACGGUGCUCCUGUGACCCUGCACGGCCGGGUGGGACCUGGCUCGGGGUCCCUCAGUGCUGGGUACCCCUUCCCUGCCUUCCCACCAGCUGCCUUUUCCCAGCUGGUCUCUGCAGAAAGGAGCUUUGAGUCCUGUGCUGCCCCUUGGUGCUGAUUAAGCCUGGAGGAGUUUGGGAUCUUGGACUCUCCCUGGGCAACAGGAGUGUGGAAGUAGUUUGGUUGAAUACUGAGCUCCCCAAAUCCAUUUGAACUACAGACCUUUGGUGGGUGGGGAAAAGCAGGUGGCUGUCAAACCUGCUUCCACAGCCCCCAACUUGAAACACCCCCUCCCUCGUCCGCUCUCCAGCAUUGUCUUCCUCUGUCCAAGGUUUCCGUUCUGUUGGAUUCGGUGGUUACGAUGUGCCUUUCCUUCUCAGGACCUGUUACAAACGACCUUUCUGCUCUUGUUUAUGUUUAACAUUUAUCUUGAUCCCUCCUUCUGUCAUACUAUAAAACAUGAACAUAAUGCAUGGAAUACAAUACAAUAAAAUUGUGGCUUAACUGA